Molecule: messenger RNA, 6964 nt
Organism: Corvus hawaiiensis (hawaiian crow)
Lineage: Eukaryota; Metazoa; Chordata; Aves; Passeriformes; Corvidae
Gene: SLC6A20
Product: solute carrier family 6 member 20
Exons: 12
Coding region: 4571-6292 (573 amino acids)
Biological process (GO): sodium ion transmembrane transport
Cellular component (GO): plasma membrane
Molecular function (GO): L-proline transmembrane transporter activity
Source: RefSeq, a predicted model, not a curated record
AAAUGAGAACAUUUAAAUUACAGAUUCGUGCUCAAAGCCACAUCAAAGCUCACAUCAAACAGCUGUAAAAGAGCAUGCCAGUGACAGGGCUGAGGAGAGACUGGGGUGUUUAUGUUACAGAAACUGACAUUUAACAGUGUUUUUCUCAGGAGCUGCUUGAACUGAAACGGGUCUUUUUUCCUCAUUAUUUCUUUAACAAGCAAAGCUGUUAAAAUUGCUUAACUCAAAUCUGCCAUACACUUGCAGUCUAAGUUCUCCUGUUUUCUUUUAACUUCUCAUGUUUUCUGUAAGCUCUCCUGUCUUUUGCCUCCCACUGGUUUAGUGAGGUUGGUUUGGGAUAGAGCCCUGUGCCUGUGGCAGGAUAUUAUUGCUGUAGCACAAUAGUAGUGUGUUAUGGCGUGGCAUUCUCCUCCUGCAGUGGCAGUUAAGAUAAUGAAGGGUAUUCUUUUGCCCCAUGUACAGUCACUAAAAUUUUAAGCUCUUAGUAGGAAUGUACCAAAGAGCUUUUUGGCUGGUUUUGCUCAGAGCAGCAGGAAUACUUGUCUGGAUGAAUGUUGCGGGUUUUUUCUUUGUAAUAACACUCAUUUUAAUGAGAUCAGUUACUAUUUCUGAAAUGGCAGGUAAAGGGUGAAGAGAGACAGAGAUUCUCAGUGACUUCUGCUGGUCUUCUUUUCUCGUAAAUCUUUGACUCUUGAUUUAGCUGGAAUAUUGACUCUGUGAUUGACCUUCAUUAUCUGCUUAGAAACCAUCUCAGCAAGAAAGUACACUGUCAACUUCAGUAUAUGGCUAGGUCUCAAUGAAAUAAGUUGGCUGUAGACCAGCAUUGUUACACACCUUGUUAUCUCCUCAAAUGAGUAAGGCAAAACUUGUAAAGAGCUGUGCAGUGCAAAAUUGAAACUCUGAGUUCCUGCCUUGCAGAUUGCCAGUUUAGCGAGUGUGAGAUCACUGCAUUGCUUGCUUUUUGUGCUGCAGAAGGGCUAAUUAAAAGUCUUGUGUGGAGCUCUUAAUGAAAAAUACAUCAUCUUUGACAGGUGAUGUACCUGUCAAAGAAGACUUGGAGCAUUAUACAGUAGUGAUCUUUUUUUCCUUGAGAUAGGUACAAUAUUUUGAAGAUGGAGAUGACAUCUGAACGUCUCCUGACAGUGUCUGAUGUUUCUAAAACCUCACUUCUUUCCCUGAGGUGUUAAUUCUAAUACUGCUUUUAGCAGUCUCUGUUCCUUGUACUGCUCAAAUACAUAUCAUCCAUUUCUUCCACUUCAGUUGUUAAUUCCCUAGUUAUGCCUGAAGGGAAUGUUUAAAAAGAAAAUUUUUGUAUAAUUGCCUGGUCUGCAGAAAUCACAUCUUUUCAAGCUGGUUGGGGUUUGCUUUUUGGUUUUGUUUUGUUUUUUCUUGGAGACUGAAGAGUAUUUUUUAGGGGAAUGAAAUCUAGGCAGCUCAGCUUUGCUAAGUACUGAAUCUGACAGCCAACAAACAACCCUAUGCUCCAACAGUGACUUCAGUAGUUGUUAUUAAAUGAGCCAGCAGUCCUGCAUGUUGCCAUCUUAAUGAGGCCAUAUAUUACCCACUGAUCUUUUAACUGUUCAUAAAGUACUCAUUAGCCUGUUUUUUCUCUUCUGGCUAAUAGCCAUUUAGAAAAAUGUCCUAAGAUGAAUACUAACACAUAUAUUGAUACUUAACUUGCAUGUGUGCCUUUUUGUUUGGUAGACUAAUAUUAAGAACAGUUGCAAUUUGGGCAUUUCCCACAUACCUUGGUUUUGGGAAACCCAGUCAGCUGCCAGGAACUUAGAUUUCAGUCCAGCCAAAAUGUUCGUAAGAUUCCCUAUUUUGAUUUCCCUUUUCUGGCAUUAUCAAGGACAGGUCUUGAUUUCUGUGUGAUAUGAAAUGCUGUGAAACCACAGUGAAAUCCUUACUGCCUCAAGAAGCAAAUGUGAAUCAUGUUGGGGUAUCAGGUGGCUGAAUGCAUCGAGCUUAAAAGGUUUGAUCUGGUCUAGAAGGAUAUGCCUUCUAAAACAUUUUGAAGUCAUUUGAAGGUAAGUUUGUAUGUGAGCAGGUAAGAAUUGUUAUUGUAAUUGUUAUCAUAGCUAUUUUUGUAACUGACUUUGAACAGAGAAUGUGCCUAGGGAGUUAACCUGUGAUUAUUAAUUUUGACAACGUCCCAGGGAAGGUGUUGUCCCAGGAUUCCUGCUCUGCUCUGGCUGCCUGCAGACUUUCCCUGAAGACAUCUUGUGCCCUCCUUAGCAGUCUCUCCUCUUGGGUAUACCCUGAAGUAUUAGGCAGCAUAUUUGGAGUCAGCUCUUCUCCAAAUAAAGGGGGGUAUAUAUAUGUUAUUCUGUUUCACCAGAAAUUUUCUUUCGUUAGUUAUUUUUUAAUUACUAUUUUUAGGAACUUGUUGAUGUAGUGCCUUGGAGUGUCCGUGGUAAGUCAUGGUGAUGCAGAGAGGUCGGUGCAGAACUGUGAAAGAGCAGCUCACGACUGCCAGCUGCUGGUGAACAAGAGAGCUGCCCGGAGACCUCCCCAGACUGCAGGCAAGCUUUGACAGAGAAGGUCAGUUUUGAAGUUCGGGUGAAUUAGGUGCAAUUCUACGAAUCAGAACUGCUUUGAGUGCACCUUUAUGGAGUGAGUACCCUAAGAAAUCACACAGUCAGAAGAUGGAUAGAGCUGUGGUGCUAAGGAAAAGCAAGGAAAAUAGAGAGGCUGUUUUCAGGCAUGCUUUUCUUGGGAGGUUGAGGUAAAGUGAAACAGUUUUAAGGGUGAUUAAGAGGUUGGAAAUUACUUCAGAGUACAGACCCUAAAGGCAUCAUCUACAGUUUGGAACUAAGCAGCAAGUAGUAGUGAUAAACUGGAAGGAAUAAUUGUAAUCCUAGUAACAGUUUAGAGGAGUAACUGUAGUCUCCAAUUACACAUAGAGCAAUUGCCAAACAGUUGUCAUGGCCUAUGAGCUGUCAAAGAUCUGGCAAUCCAGAUGGAUUGAUUCUUUCUCCUAAGGUAAGGAAAUAGGCAUCUUAGGGUAGCAGCUCUGAAUAGUGAAUCCCAACAGAAAACCCGUAUGUGGAAGCUGUUACCCUCUUGUCUGCUUGUCUGCUUCCCUUGACAGCAUCAGUAAACACGUGCAGAGGCUGUAGAGACUCCAUGGCUUUGCUUUGAUAAUCAUCUGAUACAUGAGCAGAUACUGUGUUUGCAUUUGGAAGUGGGUGCCUCCAGGAAUGGAAGAUACUAAACACCAGAGCUGCUGACACUUUGUCCCCCUCCCACAUGUCUGGCUCAUCAAGGAGAGCCCAGAGGUUUAUUUUUAAAUCUAAGGGGUAUAGUAAUACAUGUUGGAGGUAGCAUAAUAAGGUCCAGGCUACCUGGUAGAAUUUCUUCCUACCUUGUUUCCCUGACUUUUGCCAAUAGAACUAUUAAGGUUCUCUCACACCCUGAAGUCCUGAUCCCCAACCUGUUGCUAAGACCCCAGAUUCCCUUUUUGUCUGCAUUUUAGGUAGCUGGGAGAGGCAUUUGGCUUUUUACUGUACUGGCAUCAAGAGACACAAGCCCAGGAUUUUUAGUUGAUACCUUCACCUAAGUACUUGUAGUUUUGCUUCAGUAAUAAAUGGGAUUCUUUGCUUUGUUUAUCAGCUUCUGACUAGGUUUACAUAGGGCAGUUCUCCUGGGCAGUCCCAUCAGUCCCUGGUCUGCUGUGCAGAUGAACCCCUGCCCUUUUCAACCACUCCCCCAAACCCCACAGCUCAAAUUUGUUAGGUACUGGGAGAAAAAAUUCUUUCUAAUCCUUCUUUAAUAUGAGCAGUGAAAUGAUAAAAAAUUCUUGUGUAUGUCUAUUAGAGACUUGUCUUUGUACCUAAAGAUAAAGCUCAAGCCCUUCCCUAACCCAAAUGAAAGCAGUUCCAGGGAGAUAAAAUCAUGAACAGCAUCAGAAAUAGCAUAUUGAUAAUCUGAGGUGUGUAUACAAAGUCCCACAGCAAGAAUUCCUAAGCGUUGUCUGUUCAAAUACAUUUAAAUGUAUUUAAAGCGUGUGUCUCAAGGAGCCACUAGAUGACAGACACUUUGCUGGGUGCCUAUAUGCAUGACCACCUUUAAAAAAAUGUCACAGUAGUCUGUGAUCUGAGCUACUGAUGAGGCUGACAUUUGUGAGAGAGGCAAGGAUUCAUCUCAUUCCACCUGAACUUCCUGCUCUGGCCUGACCCAAGAUAAGGACAUCACAUCUCUGCCUGCACAAUCUCCUCCAGUCCAUUAGUAAACUAGUUUGAAAUGUAAUGGGAAGGAGGUACAGAGCCAAGGAAAUUUUUAACUUGAUGAUGCUCAUCAGUAGGAGUAAUCUAUUCACACAGAAGCAUCCCAAGUGGUAGUGAUGUGCUAUUUUUAAGGCUGUCCUGUCAGUGAAUUAUUUAAUACUGUAAGCUGUUUAUACACAUCAUUUAUAAUAAAUCUCACUGUCAGGGAUGGGCAUUUGACUUUCUAGUAAUUUCGUGAUGUGGGGCAACUCACAUUGUCUGUGUGUGUCUUUCAGUUUAACAGCUUAUGGAUUUAAAAUUACCUUGGAUUAUUCCUUCCAGCAGAAUUCUGGGUUAUACCCAUGAGGCAUAUUUCUAGGGCUAGCUGGCAUGUUGCAGUUCUGCAGGCAAGACAAGAAUGCACAGGUGGCUUUUUGAUCCCAUACCUUGUCAUGCUGAUUGCCGAGGGGAUGCCGCUGCUGUACUUGGAGCUGGCCGUGGGGCAGCGUAUGCGGCAGGGCAGCAUCGGCGCCUGGAAAAUAAUAAGCCCCUACCUCUGCGGUGUUGGAGUUGCCAGUGUUGUCGUCUCCUUCUUCCUCUCCAUGUACUACAACGUGAUAAACGCCUGGGCCUUCUGGUACCUCUUCCACUCCUUCCAGGACCCCCUGCCAUGGGCCACCUGCCCCCUCAACAGCAACCGCACGGGCUACGAGGAGGAGUGUGAGAAGACAUCGUCCACGCAGUACUUCUGGUACCGGCAGACCCUGAACAUCUCCCCGUCGCUGGAGGCCAGCGGGAGCGUGCAGUGGGAGCAGGCGCUGUGCCUGACGCUGGCCUGGCUCGUGGUUUACCUCUGCAUCCUCCGCGGCACCGCCUCCACCGGCAAGGUCGUGUAUGUGACAGCCUCUUUGCCAUACUGUGUUCUCAUCAUAUACCUCAUCAGAGGAUUAACACUUCACGGAGCUGUGAAUGGGCUCAUCUACAUGUUCACACCAAAGCUGGAGCAGCUGUUGAACCCCAAGACCUGGAUCAGCGCUGCCACGCAGAUCUUCUUCUCGCUGGGGCUUGGCUUCGGCAGCCUCAUCGCCUUUGCCAGCUACAACGAGCCCAGCAACAACUGCGAGAGACACGCCAUCAUCGUGUCCCUCAUCAACAGCACCACCUCCGUAUUCGCCAGCAUCGUCACCUUCUCCAUCUACGGCUUCAAGGCGACCUUUAACUAUGAGAGCUGCAUCAACAAGGUGAUCCUGCUGCUGCUGAAUGCUUUUGACCUGGAGGAAGGCUCUUUAACAGCAGACAAUCUCAACGAGAUGAAAGACUACCUCAUGGCCACCUACCCGCAGGAAUAUGCCCAAUUAGCACCACAGAUUAAAAACUGCAGCUUGGAAGCUGAGCUAGACACGGCUGUCCAGGGGACGGGACUGGCAUUUAUAGUCUAUUCGGAAGCAAUCAAAAACAUGGAGGUGCCCCAGCUGUACUCUGUGCUCUACUUCUUCAUGCUGCUGAUGCUGGGCAUUGGCAGCAUGCUGGGGAACACGGCUGCCAUCCUCACGCCGCUGACUGACAGCAAGGUCAUUGCCUCCUGCUUUCCCAAGGAGGUGAUCUCAGGUGUUGUGUGUUUCAUUAAUUGUAUAAUUGGCCUGAUCUUCACCAUGGAGGCUGGAAAUUACUGGUUUGACAUUUUCAAUGACUACGCAGCCACCCUCUCACUGCUGCUCAUCGUGCUGGUGGAAACCAUCGCCGUGUGUUACAUCUAUGGGAUAAGGAGAUUUGAAAAAGAUCUUUACACCAUGAUUGGACGCAAGCCAAACUGGUAUUGGAAAAUUAUGUGGGCUUUUGUUAGUCCACUGCUAAUUAUAAGCCUAUUUAUUUUUUACCUCACCGACUAUAUCCUCACAGGAACAUUGCAAUACCAAGCAUGGGAUGCCACACAGGGGCAGUUGGUGACCAAGGAUUACCCAGGCUAUGCCCUGGCAGUGAUCGGGCUGCUGGUGGCGGCAUCAACCAUGUGCAUUCCUCUGGGAGCACUAGUGACUUUUAUAAGGAAGAGACUGAAGAGGGAACGAGUUUCAACUGUUGCAUGAAAGCUGACAGCUGGAUUUGGGAAGACCUUACCCCUGUCAUCAGUGACUGGGCACUUCUGGAAGACAGCAGCAACCAUUAUUUGUAGCAGCUAUUUAUAGAGUUGAGAAUGGUGGGUGCUAUAUUGACCAAAAAGUGCUCUUGGGAGGUUCCACAAUGGUUUGGAAGAAAAAAAGCUCUUCUGUAACAAGAUGAAGCUUUAAAAUGGCCUCUGUAAAAGAGGUGAGAGGGAGAGCAGCUCACAAAAUGCCAGCUAGCACAAAUUAACCAGCAUAUCAGCCCAUUACACGUUAGGUGAUUCUUUUCCACUGUUGUAGCACUGCCUGUGUGGAAACAUGAGCAACCAAGCAUGUUCCUGCACCUAAGUACCAGCAAAUACCCUCAACCAUUCAAAACACUUAAGCAUACUCAUUGUUUGAGGUGACAUCUGUAUUUCAUCAACAGGUGAAACUGCUGAAGUCUGGCAAUGAGCAUGUGACAUUGCUUUCCUACAUGGGAGAAAGCAGUAGGAUGGCACUGGGAGAUAAAUGUGGCCAACAUGGCUUCUUUUAUACUUGUGUCCAGCAAAGCAGUGAAUAUAUAUAUUUAUAUAUGCAUAUACAUAUAUAUAUGCACCCACAUAUGUGAGCUGCACAAGUUCUCCCACGUCCAGAAGUAAACUUCCAAUUCCAGUA